Alexandromys fortis (reed vole) is the source of this 2299-nucleotide messenger RNA. RefSeq names its product yippee like 5 (gene Ypel5). Gene Ontology annotation, cellular component: ubiquitin ligase complex. The record is from RefSeq and is a predicted model, not a curated record. The transcript has 3 exons. The coding region runs from base 296 to 661 and encodes 121 amino acids. Lineage: Eukaryota; Metazoa; Chordata; Mammalia; Rodentia; Cricetidae.
GGCGUGGGGACACGGCUGGGGGAGCCCGCGCCCGCCCAGCUGUUCCGCCUGUGUUUGUUGUGCCGAGGAGGCCCCGCCGCCGCCGCGCUCUCCGCCUUGCGCCAGGCGAUUGGCUGGCGGGCAUCACGUGGGCGCGAUCAGCUGGGCCGGCUGCGGGCGGUCGGCCUGGCGGGGACCCCAAAGCUGGCUGGGGAGCCCACCUGGAGGCUCCUCCCUGCUGGCGGAGAUAGGCACACGCCUGCGCACCCCUUGAUUUCACGCUGCUGGGCAGGUUUUAAGAACUUUAGCUCUCAAAAUGGGCAGAAUCUUCCUAGAUCAUAUCGGCGGUACCCGUCUGUUUUCAUGUGCAAACUGUGAUACGAUCCUUACCAACCGCUCAGAACUCAUCUCUACUCGGUUCACAGGCGCCACUGGUAGAGCGUUUCUUUUUAACAAGGUAGUUAACUUGCAGUACAGUGAAGUUCAAGAUCGGGUCAUGCUCACUGGCCGCCACAUGGUUCGAGAUGUGAGCUGCAAAAACUGCAAUAGCAAACUGGGAUGGAUCUAUGAGUUUGCUACUGAAGACAGCCAGCGUUAUAAGGAAGGCCGUGUGAUCCUGGAAUGUGCACUAGUUCGAGAGAGUGAAGGCUUUGAGGAGCAUGUACCAUCUGAUAACUCUUGAAGAAAAAACGAUAAAUCCGUCUUUUCCCAGGUCUCCUUCACUGAAAACAGAAAUCUACUUACAUACACUGUCACCUUAGCAUCAGAAUCGGAUUCAUGAACUGCAAACAAGAGGGUGUGAGAAUCUGAGAUGGAACCUUUCUUUCUUUCUUUUCAAUUUUGUAUUUCCCAUCCAACAGCAGUUUGUAGAGAGAAUUUUUGCAGAUGCCGUUAAUUUUUUCCUUUUGUUUACAUCUUGAGGCAGAUGAGUCUGCAGUUAUGUGGUGGGCUGUGUGAGGGGAAACUUGGCCCCUACAGUGAAAAGGAGUGUUUUUUGUACAUUUUGCGUGGAGAAUAUGUCAAGAGCAUGGUUUUUAAAUUUAUUUGGGCUUUGUUUUAACUUUCUUUUAAACCCAGUUAUUUCACUUAAUUUGCUAGCUUCAAGAAGAGAUCCGAAUCUGUGCCCAGCGCUGGAGGCUCAGUGUUAGUGUGGCUUGUGCUGGCCAGUGUGCCAUAUUCUUGUUGGAGAGGAACUGUAGCACCAGAACCCAUUCUUCCUUGUCAGUCCUGACCCACAAUGUCACCACCCCUAGUUGCUUGUCACCAAACACGUGGUGUUGAUUGGAGAUUUCCUGAAAUGGGGCAGAACUGCUUGGCUGUCUUUUCCAUGUAACUUAAGCAUAGUAAUAUAAAUAAAGUGAUAGUUGGAUGUUUUGGUCCUGUGUUACUUCUAAAAAUACCUUAUAAAAGAGCAGGAGUUUGGUAAGUGAUUUUCUUAGUAGUUAGUUUUCUCACUCUAAAGCUACCUUGACUGUGUAUAAGGUAUUUAUGUAAAUGGAAGCAUACUGUUUAAACCCACAGUAUUGCAGUUAGAAACAGCAGAAGGUCAGUGUGCAUCCUUGCGUAAAACAUUAAUCUGCAUCUAUUCUAAAAGAAGGGGAGAAAAUGAAGCAGCGUAUCUAAAAAUACUGCUUCACAAAAGUGUUUCAGCCUUCCCCUCAUUUGUGAGUUGACUUUGAUAAGUCUAUAGGUCCUGAUAGUUUCUUCAAAGGACUGGUCUCUCCUUAGCAUCAUUUUUCCACCUCUUCCCUUUGGAAGUUUACCAAUCGCAUUUGAACUGCACUUGAUAUCUUCUAUUGGUAGAGGUCAGGUUUUGACUCAACUUAAUCUUAAAUGUAUGACAUUACAAGGUAUGAGAAUAUGCUUCUUUGUCCAGUCCAGUUAUAGGCAAACUGGUACUUGCUUUCGGUGGAAUAAAGGACAUUGAAAUCAGCUAGUUAUACAAAUGAACAGAUGAACAUUUGUAUGCUCAUUAUCCAGGUUGGCUAAUAAAGGAAAUUUGCCUGAGUUGAAAAAGUGAAAUCUUCCUGUCAUUGCUAUUAAAAGUGAUUUGAGUACAGUAAAGCUUCUCAUACUUGGCUUUGCACACUUGAUUAGGGGUAUAGUUGCUGAUUGAGUAAGGACAGUAAUAAUACUCCAUUUACAGUGAGUGAACUCAACUGUCUUCAAUUUGAACGAAACCUUCAAGAUGUAAGAAUAGUAUUUGUUUCCACUGAUUUCCACACUGGCCUGUGAUGAUAUGCGGAUUCCUAGUCGCAUGCCUCACCUACAUACAGCACCGUGUUCAUUGCUGUCAAAAUAAAGUAUAUUUUGUUGUGCA